Messenger RNA from Acanthopagrus latus (yellowfin seabream), 1647 nucleotides. RefSeq names its product solute carrier family 17 member 9-like. The transcript has 13 exons. The record is from RefSeq and is a predicted model, not a curated record. Bases 359 to 1573 code for a protein of 404 amino acids. Gene Ontology annotation, cellular component: membrane. Gene Ontology annotation, biological process: transmembrane transport. NCBI's taxonomy places the organism in Eukaryota, Metazoa, Chordata, Actinopteri, Spariformes, Sparidae. Gene Ontology annotation, molecular function: transmembrane transporter activity.
AAUGUCAAAGUCCACAAAACAUUACUGGAGCUUCACAACAAACCAGCCUUGCAGCAUUCUCCAAAACAGCUGAGGUAGAACGGCACUUGCUUUAAAACUUUGGCUAUUAAACAACCCCCCAAAAAAACCCAUAAAAUGGCCGUUUUGCAGGUACUCUGGCAUAAUCCAAGUGUCCAGAAAGCCCUGCGAUCCCCAAUUGAUUAUUAAAAGAUGUUAUCUACAACCUCAGUGCACGGUCCAGCUUGUCUGUGUCAGAUGGGAUGCAUGCUAAUAAUUUUAGCUUAGCAGCUACAGUGAAGAUUUCAGUGAAAGAAAAGGUAAAAUACCUCUGGCACGGAAAUGGAUCCCGACUCUCUUUAUGGGAACCUGCCUGCUCCUCUGUGCCAGGAUGGUCAUGCCGGUCUGUGCAGUGUCCAUGGCAGCCUCUCUGAACUGGAGUAAGAUCGACACUGGGCUGGUACUGGGUGGAUUCUUCUGGGGUUACUGUUUGACUCAGAUCCUGGGAGGACAUGCCAGUGACAAAAUGGGAGGAGAGCGCGUCCUGUUCAUGUCUGCAACCUCGUGGGCUCUCAUCACAGCCGCUACGCCUCUGCUGGGCCACAUGGGCUCUCACACCACCGCUCUCAUGACUUUGGCCAGAUUCCUGAUGGGACUCCUGCAGGGUGUUUUCUACCCCUCCUUGGCCAGCCUUUGCUCCCAGCGUGUAGUGGAGGGAGAGAGAGGGCUUUUAAUGAGCACCAUGAACGCCGGAGGCAAUCUCGGAAUGUUGUUAGCGGGCGCGUUGGCAUCCCUGUUGCUGGACCGGUAUGGCUGGGAAAGCGUGUUCUACGCUUCUGGUUUCCUGUCUGGCCUCUGGGCAUUCAUUGUUUGGAGGUGUUUCUUAAAAGGUGAAGUCGCCCCCAAACCGAUACAGCUGAGUAGAGAAUCUCAACAUGUGUCACUGAUGCGUGCUCUGAGGUUUCUGACGGUGCCAUCUGUCUGGGCCAUGGUGUUUGCUCACAUGUGCAUCUCCAGCACUUCCUACACUUUAUUGUCAUGGCUGCCAACAUACUUUGAGGAAUCGUUUCCACAUGCCAAGGGAUGGGUGUAUAACAUAGUUCCAUGGUUUACUGCAGUCCCAUCAGGAAUUGGUGGAGGAUGUCUUUCAGAUCAUCUCAUUAACCAAGGAUAUCGUGUAUCAUAUGUGAGAAAGUUUAUGCAGUUCCUUGCCAUGGGUGCAUCGAGCGUGUUUAUUCUGCUGCUGUCUGGAGCUGUCACAUUUCCCUCAAGUUUGAUUUUCGUCUGCACUGCGAUUGGUCUGUGCACCUUCACCAGCGGUGGCGUGACUGUGAAUGUCCAGGAUCUGACCCCAUCAUGUGCUGGUGCCCUCUUCGGUUUUAUGAACAUGUGUGGUGCUUUUAUGGGACUGGUGGUGGUCUCCUUGUCGGGUUACCUGAUUGAGGUCACGCAGUCGUGGGUCACCGUGUUCUCACUCAUCGUUUUAAUAAAUGUCACAGGCCUCGGGGUUUUCCUCAUCUUCGGAGAUGCUCGUCGCGUUGACAUGGACGGACACAGAAAGAUGGACUUGUCUUGACCCCGUGUUUCAAAUACCAGUCCGUAUUUGACUGUGUGACCGGACAUUACAAAUUAAAUCUGUAUCAACAGUCA